UAGUCAUCUGACGGGGUGAGCGCUCUGUGGACGUUACCGCUACAUCAAGGGCCAGCACUGUUAUCACAGAGCGGGACACCGACAACCUCCAUGAAGGACCGUCUCCUGCUGCAAAAAGAUACACUGUAACAACGGAGGGGCAACCGGAAACACCACCUGGACGUUUAGUGGUUUGCACGGGAGGACAAUUUCCCCCUGAAAUGUAGCCAGCAGCGCGAGCGUGUGUUGUUAUAUUCGCGCGGUUGCUGCAUGCAUGGCUCUUCACAGGGAUGCCAUGAAAAUCAGAACAGCCGACUGAGACACCGCUGCUCCUCGCUAUCACAGACACGGCGGUGGCGGCGAGCGAGGAGAGAAGGUGAACGAUGGAUUCUGGUAGAAAGAUCCACAUUAGGUAGCGAGAACGCGGAUCCACGGAGAGCUGCACGUCUCUGUUGCACAGUGAAGUCGCCGAAAAGAUGGAUUUCAGCCUGCUCCGAAAUAUCAUCAGCAGAUACUGUGUGGGGGAGGAGAUCUGGGUGGACACUCGGACGGUCUACAUCGGGCAUAAAGAACCCCCUCCGGGAGCCGAGGCCUACAUCCCUCAGCGUUACCCGGACAACCGCAUCGUCUCCUCCAAGUACACCUCCUGGAACUUUGUGCCCAAGAAUUUGUUUGAGCAGUUUAGAAGAAUCGCUAACUUCUACUUCUUGGUGAUAUUUCUGGUCCAGCUUAUCAUCGACACCCCCACUAGCCCAGUCACCAGCGGCCUGCCUCUCUUCUUUGUUAUCACUGUCACCGCCAUAAAACAGGGCUACGAGGACUGGCUCAGGCACAAGGCUGACUGCUCUAUAAAUGAGUGUCCGGUGGACGUGGUGCAGCGGGGGAAGGUGGUGAGGACGCAGAGUCACAAGCUACGGGUGGGGGACAUCGUCGUGGUGAGGGAGGAUGAGACUUUCCCCUGUGACCUCAUCCUGCUCUCAUCCAGCCGCUCUGAUGGGACCUGCUACGUUACCACCACCAGCCUGGACGGGGAGUCCAGUCACAAGACCUAUUAUGCUGUACCUGAUACCAUGGCCUUUAGAACGGAGCAGGAGGUGGACUCGUUACAUGCUACUAUUGAAUGUGAACAACCGCAGCCUGACCUCUACAAAUUUGUGGGACGCAUCAAUAUUUACAAGGACAAUGAAGAGCCUGUGGCUAGACCACUUGGGGCUGAAAACUUGCUCCUUAGAGGAGCGACACUGAAGAACACGCAACAUAUUUAUGCUGUUGCAGUCUACACUGGUAUGGAGACCAAAAUGGCGCUUAAUUAUCAGUCUAAAUCUCAGAAGCGCUCAGCUGUAGAAAAGUCAAUGAACGCCUUUCUCAUAGUGUAUCUUUGCAUCCUGAUCAGCAAAGCUGUCAUCAACACUGUUCUGAAAUAUGCUUGGCAGUGGUCACCUGACCGAGACGAGCCCUGGUACAACCAUCGGACUGAGAACGAGCGGCAGCGACACGUGGUGAUCCGAGCAUUCACAGACUUCCUGGCCUUCAUGGUCUUAUUUAAUUACAUCAUCCCAGUGUCUAUGUACGUGACGGUGGAGAUGCAGAAAUUCCUGGGCUCAUAUUUCAUCACAUGGGAUGAGGAGAUGUUCGAUGAAGAGCUGGGAGAGGGUGCUCAGGUUAAUACCUCUGACCUAAAUGAAGAGCUGGGACAGGUGGAGUAUGUGUUCACUGAUAAGACCGGCACUCUGACGGAGAACAACAUGGAGUUUAUUGAGUGCUGUGUCGAUGGGAACGUCUACAUCCCACAUGCCAUCUGCAACGGCCAAAUCCUCAGCGCUGCCUCCAGUAUAGACAUGAUUGAUUCUUCACCUGGAGGAUACAGGAGAGAACACGAGGACUUGUUUUUCCGGGCGCUCUGUCUCUGUCACACGGUGCAGGUGAAGGAGGAGGAGACCGUGGAUGGCAUCAAAAGGGGCAUCCACCAGGGCCGGCCCACCUCCUUCUACAUCUCCUCUUCCCCGGAUGAAGUGGCACUGGUGGAGGGAAUGAAAAGGCUGGGCUACACCUAUCUGAGGCUGAGAGACAACUACAUGGAGAUCCUCAAUAAAGACGAUGAGAUUGAAAGGUUUGAGCUGCUCCACGUGCUGAACUUUGACUCCGUCAGGAGGAGAAUGAGCGUCAUCGUCAAGUCAGGCUCAGGAGAAUACCUACUGUUCUGUAAAGGGGCUGACUCGUCCAUUUUUCCACGGGUGGUGUCAGGGAAGGUGGAGCAAGUGAAAGCUCGAGUGGAGCAGAAUGCAGUGGAAGGGCUGCGGACUCUGUGUGUCGCGUAUCGACGGCUGUCAGAAUCCGAAUACCAGGAGGUUUGUCAUCACCUGAACGAAGCCAAGCUGGCCCUGCAGGACAGGGAGCAGAGGCUGGCACAGGCCUAUGACAUCAUCGAGAGGGACUUUGUGCUCUUGGGCGCUACGGCAGUGGAGGACAGGCUCCAGGAGAAAGCUGCAGACACCAUCGAGUCGCUGCACAAGGCCGGGAUGAAAGUUUGGGUCCUGACGGGGGACAAAAUGGAGACGGCUGCUGCUACCUGCUACGCCAGCAAGCUGUUCCGCCGCAGCACCCAGAUCCUGGAACUGACCAAGAAACGCACAGAGGAGCAGAGUCUGCAUGACGUCCUGUUUGAGCUGAACAGGACUGUUCUCAGACAACGCUCCAUUUCAGGGUUGUCAGUAGACUGCCUUGAUUUUGGUCUGAUCAUCGAUGGGGCCACUCUGUCAGCAGUCCUGAAGACUAACCAGGAAGGAGCCGGGUCGGGGAACUACAGAGAGAUCUUUCUGGAGAUCUGUCGCAACUGUAGCGCGGUGCUCUGCUGUCGCAUGGCACCGCUGCAGAAAGCACAGAUUGUGAAGCUAAUUAAAGCCUCUAAGGAACAUCCCAUAACCCUCGCCAUCGGUGAUGGCGCCAAUGAUGUCAGCAUGAUCUUGGAAGCACAUGUGGGGAUUGGCAUCAUGGGUAAAGAAGGCCGACAGGCAGCAAGAAACAGUGACUACGCCAUCCCAAAGUUCAAACACCUGAAGAAGAUGCUCCUCGUUCACGGCCACUACUAUUACAUCCGAAUAGCUGAACUUGUGCAGUACUUUUUCUACAAGAAUGUAUGCUUCAUCUUCCCUCAGUUCCUCUAUCAGUUCUUCUGUGGGUUCUCCCAGCAGCCUCUGUACGACACUGCCUAUUUGACGUUGUACAACAUCAGCUUCACCUCACUCCCCAUCCUCCUGUACAGCUUGGUUGAGCAGCAUGUCACCAUGGAGACACUCAAGAGGGAGCCCUCCUUGUACAGGGAUAUAGCAAAGAACUCCCUCCUCCGCUGGCCUGUCUUCCUCUACUGGACGUGCCUGGGUGUGUUUGACGCUGUGAUCUUCUUCUUUGGUGCCUACUUUCUGUUUGACAACACCACCUUCACCAGCAAUGGCCAGCUUAUGACCACCAACACACAGAUGAUGUUUGGGAACUGGACCUUCGGGACUCUCGUCUUCACUGUGCUGGUGUUCACCGUUACGCUCAAGCUUGCCUUGGACACACACCACUGGACCUGGAUCAAUCACUUUGUCAUCUGGGGGUCACUACUUUUCUACGUUAUUUUCUCUCUUCUCUGGGGAGGCAUCAUUUGGCCCUUCCUGAACUAUCAGAGGAUGUACUAUGUAUUCAUGCAGAUGCUGUCCAGCGGUCCGGCCUGGCUCAGCAUCAUCCUGCUCAUUACGGUCAGCUUGCUGCCAGAUGUCAUUAAGAAGGUCCUCUGCAGGGCUGUUUGUCCCACAGCAACUGAACGUGCACAGGAUCAGGAGAAGCUGUCUCGGGGUGGCGUGGCCGAACUGACUCCACUGUCCUCUCGUCAGCCCUGCAAAGGCACGAGCCCGGACUCCUCCCACCUCCACCUCAGCGCUGUGGAGAUGCUGUCGCUCCACAGGUCUGACCCCCUUCCCCAAAAACUACUGGCCCACUUGGCAGAAGGGGGAGGGGCUGAUUUGUGCGCUCUCAGCCCCUACAUGGUCCGUCUGUCAGGGGCGGGAUUCGCUUACUACGCUCCAGGGCCGGAGACCUCAGUGUGAAGAACACAGACCCUGAAACUUUGUGUCUUCUGGGAUGAAACAAAGUACGAACAACAUCUGCGUCUCAAGGAUCAAGAGGUUUUAUAGAGCAAAAUACAAACAGCAUCAUCACCAUGUGCAUUUUCUGGGCCGCACCCACGUGGAAACCCUUUAGGUAUUAUAGCACUGACACCUCAUCUUCACAUCUUUCUGUUUCAGUGUAGUCCCCGUCUUAGUCUCAUAAAGUUCCUAUCCAAACUCUUACUUGAAAAAGUCUAAGAACAAAAGGGGAAUCAUGUGCAACAGUGCAUCCUUUCAUGCACUGCGGAACUGUCCUGUUUCAGCAUGUCAAGUCGAACUUUUUUGUACUCCUCGUCCUUAUUUUCUGUCUCACAAUCUUGCCUGUUCCUCCACUUGUUUGUGUCCCUUUUUUGCUUCUUUGUAAAAAAAUGUUUGUCUAAAACAUUUAUGUAUAGUUUGUGGUCUGGCCAAGUAAAGGGCAGCCGUCGAAGCUCAGCCCUUUAGGUGCGUGUGCGUGUGCAUGAUCGCGAGUGUAUGCAUGAUAUUUGCCUGUUUCUGUAUGUUUGUAUGUGACACAACUUUGCCUUACAGGUAACCACACAGCAGCAGGCUAGGAGCCAAAGGGGAACGGUGUUAAAGCAAAAGAUUUUCGUGGUGUAUUACAAAGCCUUACACUCACACACACACACACACACACACCAGUCAGCUGAAGGAGGGAAACGGGAAAAAUCUGAAGAGGGAUGUGCAGUAUUCUAGCCGCCCUGCCUUAAUUCAUAAAUGCUCAUUUUAGUGCGAGCAAAGAGAUUUUCAGAGGGCAUACAUGUCUGGUACAGUGUGUCUAUUCUUCUUUUCUCCUCAUGAUUGUGUCAACGUCUGUUUUUUCUUAUCUGCUCGUGUAGCAUGCUGUAUCUCUCUGCUGCAUGCUGAUCUGCUCCCUCUCUCUGUUCUUCCUUUAUCCUGCUUCAUCCCAGGCAUCAUUCAUCAAAAUGAAAACCUAACAUGACACCUUUUCCUCCUCCUCCUCCAGCGAUGAGCACACUGUACCCUCUGUUGCCCCCAUGUGGUCGUGUAGGGGAACAGCAGCAGUCUUUAUUUAUGGAUGCCCUGAAUGACUUGCUAACUCCUCUCUUGUUUGCAUUGUGCUUGUGUGUUUGCUGCCAUGCUCUGUGUUAUGCAAAAAGUCAAUGACCGAAUGUCACGUCAUUACAUCGUAAGAAGUUUGUCUUUGUGUUGCAUUAAUCCAUGAUUUAUGUUUGCUUUUUUUCUAAAGUUAUUGAUGGCAGUCACUGUUGAUGUAUGGAUGUAAUUUAAUAUAUAUUGUAGUAAGAACAGAGGUUAUGUUAAGAUUAUUAUUAUUAUUAUUAGAGUCUGUCUGUACGUAGGAGGGAGACUUGAAUCGGCGAUGUCACAAUCAAAUCACUAGAAUGUCGAACUGAUUUGUCCAUCAUGUCCUCCAGCUGAAGAUUGUAGCUCAUCAUGGAGGAACGUCUUUUCUGCAUCUCUAAACAGCUGAAGUCCAGUUUGUCCAAAGCAUAUCUGUGGUGUUGCACAGCAAGUGACUGACUCGGGUAGUCGUGAAUGUCAGAUUCUGAAGCAUUUUUGUAAGUUUAUACAGUUUAUUUUCAUACACACACCAUCUGCCAACAUGUAUAGAUUCAUAUUUUUUUUUUUCAACUAGGGCGCAGUUGGUUUAUAAGUUUAGAGGUCCGGAUUUGUCUCUUAGUUUCACUCAAAGCCUACUUCAAGUUUUUAGACUUGUGGGGGCUUCAACGUCCUGACCUCAGUAGAUAAAUAGAAGAGCCUCGGUGCUUGUUAUGCAGUGUCCCACCUCACUGUGCUGUUGCCAUACUGUAUCCAGACAUAUUCUACUAGAUUUCUACCACAACAAAGCUGUCAGAUCUAUUUUACUUUUUAAAAAGAAUACAUGGGGAGUUCUAUAUAUAGUCAACUUCUUCACGUCUCUUCUGUUUAUUUUUGUUUUGUCCAUUCUGAAUAUUUCUUUGCUACUUUUGUAUCCCAGAGAGAAGACUAUAUUUUAACUCUGUUAGAAUGUGUGUUCAAGUUUAUAACCAAAAGGAGAGCAACAUAAACAAUAUGUGAUUCAUUAGAGAUUUACCAAUAGGUCUACACUACACUGCACUUUGUUCUACAACAGAUCCCUGAAAAACAAGGUCUAUUGUCUGUCCACUGGGGUUUAUACGUGUUCACUCUUCCUCACAAGUUAUUUUUCUAAGAAUGUAGUGGGUGAGAUUUAAAAAAAAAAAAAAGUGACCAAAUAACUUGACUAGGAAUGGACUGUCUUGUCUGUCAAAGUGGUUUAUCGCACCAGCCUUCUACUGCUGAACAGAAUGUCAAACUGCUUUUUUCUAAGUCCAUCAGCAGGACAGCAGGUGCUCAUCCCGUCAUUCCUGAGCUUGGCAAAGGUCGGAAAUGUCGUCGACUUUUGUGCUCCAAGCAGCACGAUUCAUAAUCAUACCUUCAGUACAGCACUGUUUGUAUUACUAAACAGGUUUUGAGAAUUUUCCUUUUUUUUUGUUGUUUUUUUGGAUAAAGAUUUUAAAAGUUCACCUGUUGACUUUUUGCCAGCCUGUCUGUAGCAAAUGAAGGCAAAGCACUGUAUUGUCAUUCUGCUUGUAAUAAAGAAAGAGUGAAAACACC
Notolabrus celidotus (New Zealand spotty) is the source of this 6725-nucleotide messenger RNA. RefSeq names its product probable phospholipid-transporting ATPase IH. NCBI's taxonomy places the organism in Eukaryota, Metazoa, Chordata, Actinopteri, Labriformes, Labridae. Bases 456 to 4067 code for a protein of 1203 amino acids. The record is from RefSeq and is a predicted model, not a curated record. The transcript has 30 exons. Gene Ontology annotation, cellular component: recycling endosome; trans-Golgi network; plasma membrane. Gene Ontology annotation, molecular function: ATPase-coupled intramembrane lipid carrier activity; magnesium ion binding; ATP binding. Gene Ontology annotation, biological process: phospholipid translocation.